Messenger RNA from Venustampulla echinocandica, 1107 nucleotides. RefSeq lists its product as uncharacterized. The record is from RefSeq and is a predicted model, not a curated record. Lineage: Eukaryota; Fungi; Ascomycota; Leotiomycetes; Helotiales; Pleuroascaceae. The coding region runs from base 1 to 1107 and encodes 368 amino acids. The transcript is spliced from 5 exons.
AUGGUCACUUCCUGGGAGAAUACCGCAGCGACCGUCCAAGCCGCUCUCAAGGCCAAAAUACCUAAAGAAUGGCUGCUAGAAGAAUCGGGUUUGUCAUCAAAACCGAAAAAUGUGCUUCCCGUUUUCAAAAGUUGCAGUUUACUAUCUGACAAAGAAUUGGAAAUUACGGAUGUCCAGGACUGUGUAGCACAUUUGGAGAAGGUUCAUUCGAAAGAAUGGUCUGCACUUGAAGUGACGGUGGCAUUCUGCAAACGUGCUGCUGUUGCGCAUCAGUUAUUAAACUGCUUGAUGGAUAUUGAUUUUGUAGGAGCUAUGCAACGCGCAAAGGAGUUGGAUGAACAUUUGGCUUCGACAGGAGAGGUGGUUGGACCGUUGCACGGAUUGCCCAUUAGUUUCAAGGAUCUUACCCAAGUUAAAGGCAUGAAAAUCACCAUUGGUUUUGUGGCCUUGGCCGACACGGUUUCAGAAAAGGAUGCCAUAGCCGUGCAAACACUUCGACAAGCUGGUGCAGUGGUCUAUGCUAAAACCACUAUGCCUCAGACUGGAAUGGCCAUAGAAACUACGUCCAAUCUGUAUGGACGUACCCUGAAUCCCUUCAACAUAGACCUCUCCUGCGGUGGCUCGUCUGGUGGUGAAGGCUCACUUAACGGAUGCCAUGGUGCCCCCAUUGGCAUUGCGACAGAUAUUGGAGGCUCAAUUCGAGCCCCUGCAUCUUUCAAUGGGCUGUAUGGGGUGCGUCCGACAUCCCGCCGAUUCAGCUACUUAGGAAAUACGUUGGGUUUCACCGGGCAAACUGCUAUAUUAUCAAGCAUAGGCCCAGUAGGACGAAGCCUCCGGGAUAUUGAGUUGAUCCUCAAGGUGUGGAAUGCCUUUGAGCCAUGGUUGUAUGACCCAGCCGUGAUGGCGAAGAAGUGGGAUCCUGUUCCGAUUCCGAAGAAAGCCACGAUCGGUGUGAUGUAUUGGGAUGAAGUGGUCAUGCCUCAUCCACCGGUGCAGAGAGCUCUAAAACUUGUUGUGGAGAGACUCAUAGCUGCAGGACAUGAAACGAUUGCUAACGCUCUUGUUGACAGUUUAAGCAAUACUAUCCCACUGCAGGAAAAGGGGUGA